AUGGCGCAGCUGGCUGCGAAGUGGCUGACGGUGGCGCACGGCGGCGAGCUGUGCAAGCUGCUGCUCGUGGAGGGCGCAGAGCCAGCGGCACUCGCCGCGGCGCUCGUCGCCCGGCUGAGGCUGGGCCGCGCGCCCUUCUACCUCACCCUCCCAGAGGAGGACGCCGUGGUGCCCCUGACCGCGUCCCUGCCGGAGGGGCUGACACUUUCCCUGCACGUGGACAGCGACCUUCGACCUCGGACGCGGGCCAGAUUGAGCUCGGGAGCGACGAUUUCCGAGGAGCCGCCGCCCGAGGCGCCGGGGCAGGCGGCGGCCUCCUCCCGGGCGCCCCGCGGCCCAGAAGCGCUGUCCACGCCGCUGCUGGGCGACGCGGGGGAGGCAUCGAAAGGCACCUGUCGCAGCGUUCCACCAGCAGGCAGAGGCGGCUGGCCGGACGCCGAGGGCGGCGAGGGUGAGCGGGAGCCCGAGUGGCCGCGGCGCCGUGCCAGGAGCGGCAGCGACCACAGCGAGGUUGUCGAGGAGGUGGAAGAGGUGAAGGAGGAGGUCAAGGACCUGGCUCGCAGCCUGGACCGCUUCUCUCGGCUGGGCACGGACCUCUCAAACGAGCGCACGCUGUUGGCCUGGACGCGCACCAGCCUGGCAACCCUGCGCACAGCCACCGACUUCAUGAACAUCGAGGCGAGCGGUGCUAUAUGGACCAAGGCCAGCUUCACGGUGUCACACCUGACCGUAUUGGGAAUUAUGGUUUUCGCAAUGAUCGCCGGCGUUGCGCGCUACAGGAGAAUCAAGGAGAUUACGUUGAUGGCAGUUCCGCCCGCCCAAUUCGGGCGGAUGUCGAUGGCUUGGUUUUAUUGGCUUACCCUCAUCUGUGUUAUGUGUGCUGCAUUUGGACUGCUAGUGCCUCCUGGGUGGGGUACAGGCUCAGUCUAG
Prorocentrum cordatum is the source of this 930-nucleotide messenger RNA. NCBI's taxonomy places the organism in Eukaryota, Dinophyceae, Prorocentrales, Prorocentraceae. The record is from the annotation of a GenBank genome assembly.